AUGUCCAGUGGAGGGGCUAAAAACUCUUCUACACGCCUUUUACCUCCGAUAAAGAACCCCCUUUUCAACCCGCACGAAGAUUCUGAGGAAGUUCGUGUUACGUCUGUGGUGGGUAUUUUCGUGUUAAUUUCUUGACCUAUUCCCUUCUGGUAAUGUUCUCACGAAACAUUGUAUAUGUGUAUUAUAGAAUAGCCAUGUGGAGCGAACUCGUCCUGGGCGGAGAUUGGGUGGCUUAUCAAAUCUUUUUAGCUCGCGGAAUCGACAUAGGUUUUCUCCAAGUUCUGAUGGCCGCGAAGAACAUGUACAAGAACAAGCCGGCGAAGGUGUCAGCGGAAGUUCUAUGAAAUCGACUGUCUUAGCCAAAGGAAAAGCUUCUAAAACAUCGAAUUUAGAAAACAGAGGAAUUGCAGUAACGCCCGAGUUAUCACAUCAAGAUACGGGGUCAGAGACACAGAAAACAGUGAACAACCGCGGGGUACCAAGUUCACAGAACCGUUUCUCCCGUAACCUCAGCAACAACACAACGGAAGCGAAUGUUAUUAGCGAUUCAAAUAAUAGGGAAGAGGAUUCUCCUUUGAGCAACGAGAGUAAGGGAGGAAUUAAAGGUCGAGUCAGCGAGGAGAAAAACUCUUCUGGGCUUUUGCGAAGAGGCAAAGAGAAACGAUCGCUGGUAAAACAAGAUUCGGAAGAUAGCUCUAGAUUGACUCAAAAUGAAAGGCUGGGUUCAAACUCUGCUUCGGACAGCGAGGUGAUAGUCCGAGGAAGUCAUUCAAGAAGAGAAGACAAAAAGAAGCCGGAGAGGAAAUAUCAUAAUGCUAUGUCCCUGAGGUAAAUUAUGAUGUCAUGGUAAGAACUCAGACACUUAAUUAUAGCGCCCUUUUGUCUCUUGUGUUCACACUGUGUCAAAUUCCUUAAUUGGGCAGCUGAAAUUCUUCGCACCCAUGAUCAGGUUACCUUAGAAAAAUUGAAAUACAUGAAAUAAUCUCUAGUUGGAAGCAAGCUGGUGGUAAAAUUAUACCUGUUUAUCACUUAAUUACAAAAUUGGAAAGAACAGUCAAUGAACAGAAAGCAGAGAAGCUGUUUGGACUUUGUUUUGUUUUUCAAAUGACAUUGUUUCGAAUCGCUUUUUCUAUAAUAUCUAUUUUGCAGUAGUUAAUUACCAUCAUAUUUGAUGAAUAUGUAGGAGGCAUGCACACUCUAAUGAACUUGUCAUAAACUUCCUUUGCUGAAAAUGUUUUCAUAGAAACCAUCAAAUCUGCUGCUACUUUCCUGGGUGGGGGUCUACUUGGGUUAAUUUUAGCUGGGCAUGUGCCGCUUGCCUCUCAGAACCCCUAGUUCAUCAUAGUCUAUUGUGUGGCUUAUUAAUAUGGACCCCAUCAUAGUCACUGACGUACACUGUAGUCACUUUUACUGCAUCUACGUGGACAUCUAACAUGUAAAGUUUAAAGCCUUUCAAGUUAGUCAUUCUGAAAUGACAUAUUUGCUAAAUUCUUCCCAUUUAAAUCCCUACCUACCUGAAUUUUCUGACCCCAAAAAUCCUGAAAAUGUCUGACCCCAUUCUUAAUUUCUAUUAAAUGUGAUGAUCCAUCCAGUGGCUCAUUCCCAAUUAGCCUGUUAAUGGGAAGUACCCAUCCUCACUUUGGGCUAAUUUUUCUGAUAGUCAUAACUAUAUCCCCACCCCAACAACUAAUGGUUGCCAUGGUAAAGUCUGUACUGUCAGCUCUGUGAGAUGAAAUGGAAUGGUGACAGUUGGCGCAAAAGUAAAGUAAAGAUGUAACAGAGAUGAACACAGGCAUGAGAAACUGACAAUGGGCUUCCUCCUCAGCAUGUGAAACAAAGGGUUAACAAAAUAUAGCCUUCCCUCCCCUCCCCACAAGUUAUUGUAUUGUAUCAAAGUUUGGUUGUUGAUUUAUCCAGCUGUCCAAAACAAGAUGCUCUAACAUGCUAGGGACCAAUCCUUGCCUAAAUCAAGCUAUAAUUGUAAUUUGAGGCCUAUUAUUAUGAUUAACAUGUAGCAAGCACUCAUUCGGGACUUAAAAGCAGCUGCGUCUAGGAUGAAAACAACGACAAAAUUAUUGUGACGUAUGCUUUCCUUAAUUAAAGACUGGGGUGAGAUGAGAUUGUUUUUGGCCCGAAAAUACAACUUUAACUGUGGGUUUAUAACCUAGAAUGAAGAUGAACUUUCUAGGAUGGCAUCAGCUAAAGAACAAAUUAAUGAAAAGAGAGUUUAAAAAUUUUCUUCCAUUGAGAACAAAAUCUUUCCUGUGUUUUGCCUGAGUUUUCCACAAAGUCCUGAGGAUGAAGAUGAGUGCCGAGAUAUGUGCAAUAAUGCAUAUACUCGUCAAUUCACUUCCAGUUGUUUUCAUUUUUUUUCUAUAUGUAAGUGCCAGUAGGUCAGUGUUAAUUAUAAUAAUUAUUAAACUGUCUCCUGAAAUUUCAGAAGUGACUGGAGGGAAGCCACAGCAUCGGGAGAUUAUCAGAGUCUUCUUGAAUUUUUAACAAGAACAUUUGAUUCAUUUUCUGAAGUGGUCUCAGUAUUUAAGGUAUCGUCAAUUAAGGAGGAUGUAAUGACAUUGUACAUAAUGUAGUUUGUUGCAGUUCUCAAGAUGAGAAUGCUGUUUUACUAGCCUGCAGAUUAAAGAGUAUCAUUUUUAAAUAAUAAAUUAUCACCACAGCUUGCCUUAAAUAAAAGUUUAAAAUUUUUAUGUGUGAAAAAACGUGUUCAUUAAUAUUUCAUAGAAACCUUUUUUGUAAUUUGGUUGCGUUAGUAAGAGUCUAAAAAGAAUAGAAGAGUUUUGUAUUUUUCCCUUACAAAUAAUGAUUUACUUUUAUUUCCUCAGAGGAAAGAUGACUAUGACCCAGAGGAGUUUAGUGAGAGUGGUAUUGAUUAUGAUUUUGUGCGGAUAACCUAUGAAAUUGUGCUUUCCUUGGUAAUUAUUAAAACUUGCUAAUUGAUUUUUUAAUAAUUCAUCUAGUACAUUAUAGAGGAUGUUGAAGUAAAGUUGUGAUAAUUAUAGCCUCUGAGUGUGUUGCAGACAGUCUGAAUUCCUGAUAAAAACGGUCUUUGCAAUGGCUUCCAAACACCACUUGUUCUGCAGGUAUUCCUUAGGUUUUCAGGGAUAUCUGUAUAUCCAUUUCUGAUUGGCUUAAGUAAAUUUCUAAUGCUCCCUGUGAUUGGACAUUUCCUUUCAGAGUGUUUUGGAAAUAUAAGAAAAAGUCCCUUGUAAGUGCCAAGGUUGUGAUUAGGUUGCUCUGAAAAUCUCCUGGUUGCUGCUGAGGAGAUUUCUGUCUUCCUUGGCUUCCUGUACACACCUGUCGUUUUUAUUUUCUCAUCUUUCAACUGGCAUAGAUUUUCAAGUCAUUAUGUGUAUAUGCAGUGUCCUGACCACAAUUUUUUUUAAAGGGUUUGUUAACUAAUUCUGGUUCUUGCUUUAGCCCCAAGAUGUGCAAAAGAAUGUCCUGAAAUCUGUGAUUAACAGCCUCUUACAAGACAUCAAACGGUAAUAAAAUUAAUUAUAAAAUAGGUUGUUUCCUGCCUGUUUUUCUUCUUGUAUGCUAUAUAUAAAUGUGGUGGUUCCAAGAAAUAUCAAUACCAAUCCCCCCCUGAUCAUUUGUAGUCGUUCUGUCUUUGUAAAAUUGAUUUUCCUCAAGGGUAGGGGUUUGAUGUGGACCAAACCCCUCCAUGAGGGAAGAAUGGAUAUAGCUUUGUAGGUGACUUAUGUGGCUGAGCGGUUGACACCUCAAACUCCAGAUCUGGAUGUCUGGGGUUCAAGCCUAACCCAUUGUGUUGUUUCCUAGACAAGGAACUUUGCUCCACUUUGUCUUUCUUCACCAAGAUGUAUGAAUGGCAUGUGUACUGGUGACAUACUGCUGGGGGGUAACCUUACGACAGACAAGCAUCCCUUCCAGGGGGAGUAGCAAUAUUCCUAGGCAUGCUUCAUUCUAAGGAAACCGGGAUAAGCUCCUGGCUGUUUGGGCCUUUGGCUCGUGUGCGCCUUCACCUCUUUUAUAUAACUUGCUUAUUUUUCUUUCACACAGUAGAAGAACUAAAAAUGAUCUCAGAGCCUACAUCAUCUUGUUACAGGUAUUACACAUAAGUUAUACUUGUAUUAUUUGUAUUUUCCACUUUUCGUUUUACUUAUACAUGUACAUGUACCUUCAAUAGAUUUUGCAUUAAUAAUGUGCCAGUCAGCUAGAGCCUGUAAGAAUUUUAGGCUGUUUUCAACAAAUUGAGCAGUGGAUCAGUACUGUAUGUCUUACAUCGUUUCCUGGCUCUUUGACCUUUUGGCUCCUUUGUACUAGAUCUGUUAAGCCCCAUUUCAUUUAACAUGUCAUCAUAUUUGUUAUUGUAGUUAUAAUUGUACUUUCUUAAAAUUGGGCUGUCAAUGUUAGUAUUCAACUGUCCAAAACAGGGUGCACAUGCUCUCACAUAAUUAUGCAGGGUGCUCAUUAGGCAUCAGAGAUUGGAGAAUUCUCCGUUUACUAGAAACAGAAUUCUCCAGCUGAUGUGCGAUGUGAUGAUUGUUUUUCAUUGAGACAUUUCAUAAUGUAGCAUUACAACUUUCUUCUGCUAUACUAGAAUUCUUAAUGAUGGCAUGUGUAUCAUGAAAACCCUGCAUAUGGGAUCAACCUUUGCCUGAAUCACUUAAAACUGGAUGGUUUUCAAUAUGUUGGUGUUGUUGUUGUUUCCUUAGAAAAGUUAUUUGAAAAAUGAUACAAUGUACAUUUAUUCAAAAUGUAGUUAACAUAAAUUGUAACCCAUUCUUUUGUCAACUUUACAGAAUCCUCAAUUUAACAAAUCAGCUACCUACGUCAUCUUUGCUCACCUUCUUCGACAAGUGUCAUCUCUCGCCGAUGGAGAGCAUCAGUUUCUUGUUCACUGGUUUAGAAGGUUACUUAAUCUAUUUACUUGUUUUAGAACAUUAAUUACUCCAUUUAAAAGCUGUGCUUUCUUGGUCUGUAUUGUUACAGUGUUGUAUACAAAUCCUUGCUACAUACAUGAUUGUACACUGUGCAUGCUGCAGCUUGUACUUUUUUCUUUUUCUUCUUGAUUUUUUGAUGAUGUUAGUGGCAACAUUGUUAAGUGAAAGAGGGGAUUUCAUAACAGGUACACCUUUAAGGCAAAGAAAAUUGUUUUUUUAAGGUGGCAACUUUUUAACUUAUUACAAAUAUUUUUAAUUAGUGUUAGAAUUAAAGAAAAGGAAACAGUGGAAGCUGUGGAAGUUGGAUAUUAACUUUCAGAGUUUACUCAAACACAGAUAUAACACUCUAUUGUUAUUUAAAUAGCUUUUGCAGGUGCAUAAAUUUUUGUCCUCAGUUUAAAUUUUAUUUCCUUUGUUUUCAACUCAUGAUCAUACAUAACCAUACCCCAAAAUAAGGGGAAAUAAGAUUUAAACCAAGAAUAAAAUUGAACAAUAACAAAUGUUGUCAAGGCCACUUGUAUGGGUUACGUUACUUAAGGAUAAUGAGCAUAAAAAUGUUGCAUGUGUGCGAACUGAGUUUUAUCUACCUUACAUUGUACACAAUGUAUUCAUGUAGUCAGGCUAAUUAGCAGGUGGCUACAUAAACAAGUUUUUCCUAUGAAUAUGUUUUGUAGCAAUGAAGUGUCAGUCGAUCUCAAUUGCAUUAAAAAGCUUUUUGAUCUUUUGUUCAUAGAAUUCCUGUCAAUACCUUUAAAGGACUUAUUACAAGAGUACAACAGGUUUGCUUAUCCAAACGUUUUUGUUUUAUUAUAGAAAUCAAAUUAUUAAGAGAAGUCAUAUUGAUACACCAAAUUAAAAUAUGUAAAAAAUUAUCUCAUGGAUUUGACUUUGGAGCACUAUACAGUUUUGCAUUUCCUUCUGUGCUUAAAAGUGAGAUAUUUAGGUAAUUCACAAGGUGGGUUUUAUGAAGCUUGCAGAUAGAUAAACCAUGCUCAUUGUUAAUUGGUACUGUCCUCUAAACGACCUUAUUGUUUUGCUUCAUUUGUAAUUUUUUAUUGGACAGAUUUUGUGCAUUUUAUUGAGAUGCAUUUUCGUUGACAUGUAAACAUUAUAAAAUAAUUCACAAGUUAUGUUAUUAAAAGUAAUGUCAGCUUUGACCUUGUAAGUUUUUUUACUCAAAUCAUGUCUUGAGGGUAACCUGUACAUGCAGUGGUGAUAUUGAGUUGAUGUUGAAGUAAUGGCUUUGAAAUUAAUUUUAAAAAGAUUUUUACAAACUGUUAAGAGUUAAAAGCUGGUCUUUGAGUCAAAAUAAUAAUAAAAGUUAACACCAUAUAUAACAGGUUAAAAUGAUUGGAUCCAGUAUAAGCUUUUGCUUAUUAGUACAGUUAACUGUUUAUUUACUAUGAUGUGAAUAAAUUUUUCCUGUACUGAGAAAUUUUAUAUUGUUAAAGUUUAUUAGCGUCCGUCUGUUUCCGGCCAAUAUCAAUGAUCUGCCUUCUGAAGAAAAAUGUACCUGGUGGAUUCCUUCUGCCGUUAAAGUUCUGGCAUUACUAAGUAUGCUAUUAAAUGUUAACCUUUGUUUUCGUAUGUUAAAUAUAUUACUUUUGUUUCCAUUACAAGCAUUAAUAAUAAAAUAUUUCGAUAACCACAUUUUUUAAUAAUUUGUCAAUUCAACCAUUAAUUUAUUUCAAAGUCAAACGAGUAUCAGUUUCCAGAUGCUCUAGUGCCUCACAAGAAUUAUUUAAGUCUAGUUUGGAUUCAAAGUGAAUUUAAGUAUUACUCCUCUCUCUAAUGUAGUUUAUUUGACUUUGAUGUGAUUAUCAAAUCUACUAAAAAAUAAACUGUUAAACCAUUAUUAAAAAUAAACUGUAAACUAGCUGAAAUUUGUAGUUUCCUUUCCCUUUCCAAGUUGACCAAAGGGUUAUUAGAUAUUUGAGGUAACAACACUACUCGAGAUGUUCCAUCAAUAACAUUUAACGCGUUAGCCUAGGUAAAUGUAAAUGUCUCUGUCGUCACAUCGUUUAUAUAAUAAUAUAUUUUGUAAUGAUACUAAAUUUACAACUUGGAAAGUCACUGAAAAUGUCUUUGACCAAAUUUUUUAAACAAAAAUAAUGUGUGAUAGUUAUAACUGGAAAUUUUUCCUUCGAGUGUUUUUUAAGUUUCCUUUUCUCAGUUUUUCUCAGUUUCCUUUUGUUGCAGUAUAGGGAUAGGUGGUUUCAAAACCUUAAAUCCCCACUAGGGGGUGCAUGUAUUUAUAUGGAUGUCUUUGGCAGUGGCAUGCAGCUCAUUGUAAGGUUAAAAACUGAUGUUUAGUUUUUAAUAUCUCAGAUGCAUCCAACUGGUUGUUCACUCCGCCCCUUGUGAACCACACCUAUUUCUACAAUCAGUCCUUGGAUCACAUUGACCUUAUGAGUGAAUAUUAUUCAUGGCAAAAUCCUGGAGCUAAUCCUGGGUGAGUCAAUUCAAACCAAGAACUUUUUCAAGUGGCACCGUCAUCAAUUUGCUGACUCUGACUGCUGAUUGUCAUCUGGGUUGAUUGUACUGCUUGGCAUUAAUACAAUGUAAACUUGUACAACCUGUAAGAACACUGCCCUAAGACCAAGUGACUAACAUUAUUAGUAGCAGAACUCCACGCAUUUGCCAGCGGAGCCACAUAGUUAAGAAAAUUUGGCUAUCUUACAUCCAUCUGAAAAAUUUUGAUAGUCAUGUGACUGUAAGUCUGUCCAGCAUCUAAAGCUAGUGUGUACGUGUAACAGCCUGGAACCCAAUAUUGCACAUCCUUGUUGUGGGGAAUUGACACAUGCCAAAACACGGUGUCUGCUGACCAGCAUCAGGUGACUGGUCAUAGGCUGAGGUGUCAACUCAUUGCGGUUAUGUGUUUUAUUUUUAAGUUCUCCGCUGACAAGUUUUAGUUUUCAACUGAUCCUAGGCUUAACUCCAAGUGGAUUUCUUUUCAAUGGUUACAGGUUAUAUUGUUUGAAGUAAAUUACAAAUUUAUGAAUGGGAACUUCUCCUUUAGCCUUGGCUAAAUCUAUAUGCUACUCGGCUUUCACUUGACUCCAUGAACAUUCUUGGUUGACACACAAAAUGCAGCAGUUGAGUGGUUAACCCCUUCUGGACGGAUUGAUGAAAACUCUUAAUGUUCUCAAAGUUUUCUUGCCCCAGGGCAUCCUGCUGACUAACAUUGCUCUUGCCUGGGGGAAAGUGAGCAUGAUAAGUUACUUGCCCAGGAGCCUUUUUUUUAACCAUAUGCUACUGCCGCUCGAUGCUGCCGAAAGUGUUGGGUCCCUGUGACUUGAGAAAAGCUUUACCUAAAGGAGCUACUGGUUCAUUAUGUGGUUAUGUUACAAGUCAAAUUUUAUUUUAGGUUAAUUUUGAUAUAACCUAGGUUGAUUCUCAAUUGCCUUUGUCUCCUAGCCCUGGAAGACAAAGGAAAUUAAAAAUCAACCCAGGUUAAAGAAAUUUGACCUGAAAUCUAAUUUGACCUGUAAUGGAUAUAUUGUGAAAUAAAUCUCUACCCAGAGGACAGUGCAAUAAUUAUAUUACAUGUAUGAUUGCUUUCCAAAUCUCAUCCACUGGGCUAGGUGUAUUACUAUUGUGGUUCUUUUAAGUGUAAGAGAAUAAUGAUCUGCCUGGUAAUAUUUUUUUUCCUAUUAUUGACUUUUUAGGAAGUUCUCAUUCUGUCAGUACCCGUUCAUUCUGAGCCUAGCAGCAAAGCGUUUCAUCAUGCAAAAGGACUCUGAGUCACAAAUGAUUGUAAUGGCCAGGGUAGGUUGUACUGUUGUUAAAGUGUUUUCUCCAAGAUCUUUCUUUUUUGAACAGGACUCAAAAGAUUUUCUCUUUCUAUGUUAUGAAUUGAUAAUUUAGCCAUAAAAAAAAUUUAAUAGCAAAUAAACAUGUUUUGAUCAAUGCACUCUAUUGCAUCUGAUACAAUGUUAAAGAUUAAAGAAUAAAGAUGAAGAGGUUAUGUGUGGUAGAAUCUGGUUGUGCUUUUCCAAGCAAAAACUGCUAAAUGAGAAUGAUACGAGUGCCUCUCCUCUGCUGUACCCAGUUUAUCAGUUAGGUUUGGCACACAACCAGCAGCAUGGGCUUAAACUAUUCCCUAGUGGUGUUUAAAGGAGCUGACUGUGACAAAAUAUAUCAAAGUUCAAACAGUGGAAACCGCCACCAAACUUCGUGAAACAUAAAAAUAGCUGCUCAAACCAUCAAAAGAACUCACGAAUUACACAGCAAAUACAAAAGGCAGUGCGGAUGGACAAACUUGAAGAUGAUUUAAACGGAUUGCAAGAAAUUAUCAAGGUUUUUGAAAAUUUGUUAGCCUCAUCUUCGUUGUUUGUAUUGUUUGAUAAAAUGCUUGGGAGGCAUAUUUGUUUGGCAUGAAGCUGUGAUUUUUCAAGUUUCAUGGCCAAUAAGGACGCAUAACUGGCAUUAUAAACAAAAUGAAGUAGUCAGCCAUGACACAUGCCCUUUAAGGCAGCAAAUGACUCCUAUUUUUGUCCGUUUCCAAUCAUCAACAGAAAAGCCUUGUUGCAAAAGUUCAGCGGAGGGAAAUGCCUGACAUGGGAAUGCUUUUUCUCAACAUCAAAGUUCGCCGCUCAAAUUUAAUUUCUGAUUCUCUAAAUGAGGUAAGUGAUCAUUGAUUUCAAACAGCUAGAGCUAUUCUCACAGAAUUGGGGAUUUUGCAAGAGAAGAAGCAAGAUUACUAAUGUGAAAGGCUCUACCCAAAUACCUCCCCUGGCUCACUAAUUUAAUUUUUUUUUUGUGGGGGGGGCAUUUGCAUAGCAAAAGGGACAAGGCACGAACUAUACUGAAUACUCUCAAAACUUUUCAAGCAGGUACUGCUUUGUGACCUUUAUAUUCUAGUGUCUGAACAUGUGAAAGUUUUUUGUACUAGAAGAAAAUUGACGUUUUGCUUAGACCAAUUGAAUUAGAAUGCCAAAAAGGAAGACUAUUGAUACUACUGGCAGGUACCAUAGUGCUGUCGUGUGCUAUGAAGGGCUUGGUUAUUUGUCAGCUAGUAACUUAAGGAUGAAUGUUAUCCCAAUGCUUUACUUCUCAUAUUCACAUAAUUUCUACUGGUAAUUGUAAUACAGGUAGUUUACGAGAAUUAAAGGCUGUUGGAGAUAAAUGAUGAAUUAAGCAAAGCAUUCAUUGUUCAGUCUCUUCAAUUCCAUGGCAUGAAAUUAUUUUUCCUUGUACUUGGUUUCUAUGCAACUGUUUAUUUCCACUACAGUCACAAGCACUUGAAGUAGAAGAUUUCUGCUGUUAGUUAUACUCGAUGUCACUGUUAAAACUGCUUAUCGUUAUUUUUACCUCUCUUAGAUCUCUCGCAAGCAGAGAGACUUAAAAAAGAAACUCAAAGUGACAUUUGCUGGCGAACCAGGCCUAGACAUGGGAGGCCUGACAAAGGAAUGGUUCCUUCUGUUGGUUAGAAAAAUAUUUCGACCAGAAUAUGGUAAGUAUAUUGAUGAACCUACAGUUAAACUCCUCUAG
Molecule: messenger RNA, 10415 nt
Organism: Porites lobata
Lineage: Eukaryota; Metazoa; Cnidaria; Anthozoa; Scleractinia; Poritidae
Source: the annotation of a GenBank genome assembly